CAGGGCCGGGCCGGGCCGGGCAGCGCGGGAGGGGCCGCUGCCCUCUGCCCCGGUGUUCACGUCCGCGUUCCCCGGCUGAUUCGAAGAGGAGGAGGGAGGCGGGGCCGGGCCGGGCCUGCGGGGCGGCAGCGAUCCCGGUCUGUCCGGAGCUGCUGGCCGGGCUGCGGGUGGUUCCCGGGAGGCUCUUCCCCGGGCGGCGGGUGUCGACAUGGAUGAAGAAGGCAACAACACCAGCCUUGAGGCUGUGUUACCAGCAGGUGGAACACCAAUUAUUCAGUUUGUAGAAGACAGAAUACAGACAACUAUGCUGACUGGGAUUGCAAUUGGAGCUGCAGUUGCACUCUUAUUUAUAGCUGUGGUUGUGUUUGUUGUUUACAGAAGAGUGAAACAAUCUAGACAACUCCAGCCACACGUGCCCCAGUACAGGUUUCGCAAGCGAGACAAGGUGAUGUUCUAUGGGAGGAAGAUCAUGAGAAAGGUUACCACUCUCCCCAACUCUCUGGUUGGGAACACUGUGCCUCGCCAGCGGAUGCGGAAGCGGGCAAAAGUUUUAUCUUUGGCUAAAAGGAUUCUGCGUAUUAAGAAGGAAUGUCCAACUCUCCAGCCUAAAGAACCACCUCCCUCUUUGCUAGAGGCAGAUCUGACUGAAUUUGAUGUGAAGAAUUCCCAUUUGCCAUCAGAAGUCCUAUACAUGCUUAAAAAUGUUAGGGUUCUUGGCCACUUUGAGAAACCUCUUUUCCUGGAACUGUGCAAACACAUGUUUUUUGUGCAGCUGCAUGAAGGUGAAUACAUCUUUCGUCCUGGGCAGCCAGACAACAGCAUCUACGUUGUGCAGGAUGGCAGGCUGGAAGUUUGCAUUCAAGAAAGUGAUGGAACAGAAGUGGUUGUUAAGGAGGUGCUGGCAGGAGACAGUGUCCACAGCCUUCUCAGCAUUCUUGAUGUUAUCACGGGUCAUCCUGCUCCUUACAAGACAGUCUCAGCCCGAGCAGCCAUUCCAUCCACUAUACUGAGACUUCCAGCAAGUGCCUUUCAAGAUGUCUUCCAGAAAUACCCUGAAACUCUUGUUAGGGUGGUACAGAUCAUCAUGGUGAGGCUGCAGAGAGUGACAUUCCUUGCUUUGCACAACUACCUUGGGCUGACUACUGAGCUCUUCAAUUGUCAGAGCCAAGCCAUCCCGCUCAUCUCUGUGGCAAGUGUAACAUCUGGAGGAAGUUCAAGCAAAGCAGUAAAAAGACAAGUGUCCAACAUAUCUGAAGAAGAUCGUGGAGAGAAGUUUGAAAAAGCUGGGGAAGCUCUGGAAAUAGGUGCAGCUUGUGGAGAUACAUUGAAGAUUCCUGGUACAGAAAACUCUGAGCAUGUUUUCAGAAGAAGCCUUUCUUCACCCCCCUAUGCAGGGUCUCCAGAAUCUUUUACUAAUUCCAGCAGUGCCAAGACAGACAUGGACAUGGCCUAUGAGAGAGCCCGGGUGCACUUUGGCUCUGAGGACACUGCCAGCAGCCCUGUGGUGGGCAAGUCCAUACUGAAGAAGACUGUGACAGUGACAGAAACUCCUUCAGCAGUUUUCCACUACAGUGCUGUGCAGGAUUCCUGUAACAGCAAACAUAUUGAUGCCAUUGUUGAAGCAGCCAAGAAAGACCUCUCAACCCUGAUGAAACUUGAUGAUCCUUCGUUGUUGAAUGGCAAAGUGACCCUGCACCAGGUAACUGCUGGGACUGUGCUGUCAAGGCAAGGGGAUCAGGAUGUUAAUGUUUGCUUUGUGGUCUCGGGGAUGCUCCACGUGUACCAGCGGAAGAUCGACUCGGAGGAGGACACCUGCCUCUUCAUCACCCAUCCAGGAGAACUUGUAGGCCAGCUUGCUGUCCUGACUGGGGAACCACUGAUUUUCACCAUCAAGGCCAAUCGUGACUGCAGCUUCCUGUCUAUCUCCAAGUCCCAUUUCUAUCAGAUAAUGCGGGAGCAGCCCAGUGUAGUUCUGGGUGUGGCCCACACUGUUGUCAAGAGAAUGUCCCCCUUUGUCAGGCAAAUUGACUUUGCCCUGGAUUGGAUGGAGGUUGAGGCUGGACGAGCUGUUUACAGGCAGGGUGACAAGUCCGACUGCACUUACAUCGUGUUGAACGGUCGACUUCGCUCAGUCAUACGAAUGGAUGAUGGAAAAAAGCACCUGACUGGGGAAUAUGGGCGAGGAGACUUGAUUGGAGUGGUAGAGGCUCUAACCCGUCAGCCUCGAGCCACAACCGUACACGCGGUGCGAGACUCCGAGCUGGCCAAGCUCCCCGAGGGAGCCCUGACAUCCAUCAAACGCAAGUUCCCCCAGGUUGUGACUAGACUUAUUCACUUACUGGGGGAAAAGAUUCUUGGCAGUCUUCAGCAGGGAGGUCACCCUCUUGGAUUACAUAGCUCCAGCAGCAAGUGGGAUGCUGGAAAUCCUGCCAGCAAUCUCUCCACAGUGGCUAUUAUGCCAGUGUCUGAAGAGGUGCCACUUACAGCUUUUACUCUGGAGCUCAAGCACGCGCUCAGUGCCGUGGGUCCUGCUCUGCUGCUCACCAGUGACAACAUCAAACAGCGCCUCGGCUCUGCUGCGCUGGACAGUACCCACGAGUACCGGCUGACCAGCUGGCUGGGGCAGCAGGAGGACAUCCACCGCAUCGUGCUGUACCAGGCAGACAGCAGCCUCACCCCCUGGACCCAGCGCUGCAUCCGCCAGGCCGACUGCAUCCUCAUCGUGGGGCUGGGAGACCAGGAGCCCACUGUGGGAGAGCUGGAGAGGAUGCUGGAGAACACGGCGGUGCGAGCCCAGAAGCAGCUUGUCCUGCUCCAUAAGGAGGAUGGGCCUCUCCCUUCCCGGACCGUGGAAUGGCUCAACAUGCGGAGCUGGUGUUCUGCUCAUCUUCACCUCCGCUGUCCACGCAGAGUCUUCUCCAAAAGAAGUCUGCCCAAGCUGAUAGAGAUGUACGAGCGCGUCUGCCAGAAGCCACCCGACCGUCACUCCGACUUCUCCCGCCUGGCUCGUGUUCUGACCGGAAACGCCAUCGCGCUGGUGCUCGGGGGCGGCGGAGCGAGGGGAUGCUCCCAAGUGGGAGUUAUCAGAGCCCUGAUUGAAGCUGGGAUCCCUGUUGAUAUGAUUGGAGGAACAUCUAUUGGUGCAUUCAUGAGUGCCUUGUACGCCGAGGAACGCAGCUACAACCAGAUGAGGAUCAAAGCCAGGCAGUGGGCCAUGGUUAUGAACUCAGUGCUUAAGACUAUUCUAGACUUGACAUAUCCAAUAACCUCUAUGUUCUCUGGAGCAGCUUUUAACAAAAGCAUCAACAACAUCUUCAAAGAUAAGCAGAUAGAGGAUUUGUGGAUUCCUUACUUCACCAUCACAACAGACAUCACUGCCUCAGCCAUGAGGGUCCACACGGAUGGCUCCCUGUGGAGGUAUGUCCGUGCCAGCAUGUCCCUCUCUGGGUAUAUGCCUCCUCUCUGUGACCCAAAGGAUGGGCAUCUUCUGAUGGAUGGAGGUUAUAUCAACAAUCUUCCUGCUGACGUUGCCAAGUCCAUGGGCGCAAAGGUGGUGAUCGCCAUCGACGUGGGGAGCCGGGACGAGACAGACCUCACCAACUAUGGGGACUGCUUGUCUGGCUGGUGGCUGCUCUGGAAGAAGUGGAAUCCACUGGCCGAGAAAGUCAAGGUGCUGAACAUGGCGGAGAUCCAGACGCGGCUGGCGUACGUGUGCUGCGUCAGGCAGCUGGAGAUGGUGAAGAGCAGCGACUACUGCGAGUACAUCCGCCCGCCCAUCGACCGCUACCGCACCCUGGACUUCGGCAAGUUCGAUGAAAUCUGUGAAGUGGGAUAUCAGCAUGGGAAAACAGUAUUUAAUGUCUGGUGCAGGAGUGGAGUCCUUGACAAGAUGCUGACAGACAGACAAGAGACUUGCAAAUCCAAAACUGAGAACAUGACCUGUCCCACCACCUCUUUCACGGACCUGGCAGAAAUCGUGUCCAGGAUUGAGCCUGUGAAGGCCCCCCUGGCAGAUGAUGAAUCAGACUACCAGACUGAAUAUGAGGAAGAAAUUCUGGACAACCAGAAGGAUGAUUAUAUUGAUUUUGUGAGCAACCAGGCUGAGGAGGAUUCUGACUCGGAUGAAGAUGUGCAGAUCAGGAAGCGCAGGAAUCUCCCCAGGGUGGACGGCCUGGCAGGCAGCACAGGAGAGCCAGGCUAGGGCUCAGAAGGGUCUUGCUGGCUGAGAGCUCUGCCCCGCCCCUGCUGACAGCAGCCAUAUUUAUUUAUUAAAUAUAUAUUUUUAAAAGCAAAAGUUGCAAUUAAGGAAACUUUCCCCCUCCUGGCAGGGCGUGGGGCAUUCAGCAGCCAGCCCUGAGCACAAGCAGCUGCAUCACACUUGAGUCCCUUUGGACCCUCCAUGAGGGGUGGCUGCCACGUGCCACCUCCUGCCAUGUGCCACCUUUACACAGGUGCCAGCAGGAGCAGCUGGUUAUUAAUCAUUCUGAGACUGGCAGAGGGGAAACAUGCUGGGAACGUGCAGUUGAGUCUGCCUUGAUUUUUGCUGCUGUGUGUUCUAGUCGCUGUUUUCACUGUGAAGGCCCCAGGAAGGGUUGGGAUGUUCUCCUGCCGUUGCUGAGAAGGCUCCAAGCAGCAGCACUAGAGAGAAGGAGGGGUUUGUGGGUCAAGCAGCCUUGCUUCAUAUGAAUCAGGUAACUGUGUGAUUAACUCCUCAGUGACUUCCAACCACCUGCUUGUGAGCUCUGACAGGAGCAGGGCUGAAUGUAUUUCACUUGAAAUCUAAACCUAAGAAAUCAAGUCACGUGGCUCUAGAGCCUGUGUCCUCAAGCCAUCAGCACAACACUUACUGAUCAUGGAGCUGACACUUGCUGGGCAACUCUGGAAUGAUUCCUUGGCUGUAUUUGCCCUGUGAAAUAAAUCUAUUUUUCUGGCUUGAAA
Messenger RNA from Apus apus (common swift), 4938 nucleotides. It is a transcript of the gene PNPLA7, whose product is annotated as patatin like phospholipase domain containing 7. Gene Ontology annotation, biological process: lipid metabolic process. Gene Ontology annotation, molecular function: phosphatidylcholine lysophospholipase A1 activity. NCBI's taxonomy places the organism in Eukaryota, Metazoa, Chordata, Aves, Apodiformes, Apodidae. The record is from RefSeq and is a predicted model, not a curated record. Gene Ontology annotation, cellular component: endoplasmic reticulum. Bases 209 to 4201 code for a protein of 1330 amino acids. The transcript has 36 exons.